Mugil cephalus (flathead mullet) is the source of this 1020-nucleotide messenger RNA. Its product is annotated as selection and upkeep of intraepithelial T-cells protein 2-like. Lineage: Eukaryota; Metazoa; Chordata; Actinopteri; Mugiliformes; Mugilidae. The coding region runs from base 68 to 841 and encodes 257 amino acids. The transcript has 5 exons. The record is from RefSeq and is a predicted model, not a curated record.
GUGUUUUGGAGCUGGAGCACCCACUGGCCACAAUGAGGAGUCAGAUACUCCCACAGCAGCCACAGACAUGGUCCUGGAGUCUGAUGAGCGGCCACCUACCACACAGGCCUCUUCAGGGAUGGUCCUGGAGCCAUCUACCCUCUCAGCCUCAUGCUCCUUGCAGGACUCCUCAGAAAAACGUCCCAUCAUCAACCAGACUCAGCUGAUUAAAGUACCAGAAGGAUCUAAUUUGACUCUGCAGUGUCAAACUGAUCCAGAGAUCAACCUAACAAACUACACCUUGGACUGGAGGAGAGUGGACAUCCCAAAUGUCUCAGACCUCUUUGUCUACUUCCGUCAACGUGGGACAGAUCAUCCUCAUCCACAGAUGCAGCGAUACAAGAACAGAGCAGAGCUGAUUAAAGAGGACCUGACCAGAGGACGGAUGACUCUACUGAUCCCCACAGUCCAGCAGUCUGACUCAGGACGCUUCAGAUGCUUCAUCCCAAAGCUGAACGUCCGCUUUGUUUUCAACAUUGUUGUGACAAAGAGAGAGGAUGUCGCCAUGACGACGUCUCCAGGAUACAGAGUCAUGAACCCCACUGUGUCUGGUCCUGUAGAGAAGAGAAGCUACUGGAUCAUUCUUGGUGUCUGUAUUUGUUUCCUCCUUGUUCUUGGUUUCAUCGUUGGAGUCCUGGUGAAGAACAGAGGGAUUAGGAUUUGCAGACGGAGAAUAGAUGAAGAAAUGGGAAUGCUGAGGAAAGAAGAUGAAGGAGACGAAGACAAGGACAGAGACAGAGACAAAGACGAGGACGUCACCACAGUGAACGUGGUCAUGAACCUCCAGCAGGUUCAGCUGUGAUUCUGGAGGACUCUACCUUCAGUCAUUUAACUCUCAUCUUGAGGAUGAACUGCUGCAGUAUUUUAUUAUUUCAAGUUGUUGUGUCUGCCUGGGUUUUCUCCAGGUACUCUGUUUUCCUCCCACCUCCAAAGAAAUGCUCGUUAGGCUGAUUGGUGAUCAUGAAUGGACCCUAUGUGUGA